AUGGGAGACCUUAGGCUUUGGUCGCAGCAGAGAGAUGGGACACCUCAGGCCUUGGUCGCAGCAGAGAGAUGGGAGACCUCAGACUUUGGUCGCAGCAGAGGGAUGGGACACCUCAGGCCUUGGUCGCAGCAGAGAGAUGGGAGACCUCAGGCCUUGGUCGCAGCAGGGGGAUGGGAGACCUUAGGCUUUGGUCGCAGCAGAGGGAUGGGAGACCUUAGGCCUUGGUCGCAGCAGAGGGAUGGGAGACCUCAGGCCUUGGUCGCAGCAGAGAGAUGGGAGACCUUAGGCUUUGGUCGCCGCAGAGAGAUGGGAGACCUCAGACUUUGGUCGCAGCAGAGAGAUGGGACACCUCAGGCCUUGGUCGCAGCAGAGGGAUGGGAGACCUUAGGCUUUGGUCGCAGCAGAGAGAUGGGAGACCUCAGGCCUUGGUCGCAGCAGAGAGAUGGGAGACCUCAGACUUUGGUCGCAGCAGAGGGAUGGGACACCUCAGGCCUUGGUCGCAGCAGAGAGAUGGGAGACCUCAGACUUUGGUCGCAGCAGAGGGAUGGGACACCUCAGGCCUUGGUCGCAGCAGAGAGAUGGGAGACCUCAGGCCUUGGUCGCAGCAGGGGGAUGGGAGACCUUAGGCUUUGGUCGCAGCAGAGGGAUGGGAGACCUUAG
Knipowitschia caucasica is the source of this 660-nucleotide messenger RNA. NCBI's taxonomy places the organism in Eukaryota, Metazoa, Chordata, Actinopteri, Gobiiformes, Gobiidae. The record is from the annotation of a GenBank genome assembly.